GAAUCAUGUCAGUGAAACUAACCUUUGCCUCCCCUGCUGAUGGGGGAAGAAUCAGCAGGAGCUGCUCCUUCGCUGGAUUUAGCAGCACACAAAGCCGGAUGUUGGCAAAAUCUCUCAGCAAAGGAUCCACAAGAUCCAAGAUGUCAGUAAAAUCUGCCAAGAUGUAUUCCUCUCUACAGAAAGGGGCCAUCCUCUGUGAUCCCAAACCACAACAAGUAAAGAAGGUGUUUGAAGCUUUGAAGAAAGGGCUUAAUGAAUAUCUGGAAAUGCAUCAAACAGAGCUGGAUUAUCUAUCAGAGUGCCACCGAGACAGAAGAAGAAAUUCCAGGCUGGGUUUCUACUAUGAUUUGGACAAGCAAAUCCGCUCUGUUGAAAGAUAUAUUAGAAAAUUGGAAUUUCAAAUAAGCAAGAUAGAAGAAUUAUAUGAAGCAUACAGCAUCCAGUGUAGACUGCGAGAUGGUGCUUCAAAUAUGAAACACGCCUUUUCCUUGUCUCCUUCCACUAAAGCAUCAAGAGAGAGCCUGGUUGAACUCUACAAAAAUCUGCAAGAAUGUACAGAGGAUAUGUGUUUGAUUGAGGGGACCCUUGAAGUACAUUUGGGGGAGUUUCACUUGAAAAUGAAAGGAUUGGUGGGUUAUGCUCGUCUCUGUCCGGGUGACCAAUAUGAGGUGUUUAUACGGCUGGGGCGCCAGAAGUGGAAAAUAAAAGGCAAGAUUCUGACAGAUGAUAGUCAAACUUGGGAUGAGGAAGAAAAAGUUUUUAUACCCAGUCUUCAUGAGAAUUUUGAAAUCAAGGUGACAGAACUGCGAGGACUCAGUACGGUCCUGGUUGGCACUGUAACAUGUGACAGCAUCGAAUUCUUUACAACUAGACCACAAACCAUCAUUGUGGAUAUAACUGAACUUGGUACCAUCAAACUACAAUUGGAAGUCCUCUGGAAUCCUUUUGAUUCCGAGAACUUAAUUUUGUCCCCUGGGUCCACCACCAAGUUUUCUGUGGGAAGUAGAAAAAACUCCAUAUACAGCUGGACUCCUCCAAACACUCCUAGCUUCCGAGAAAAAUAUUACCUUUCUGUUUUGCAACAAGGAAAGAAACAUGCAAAUAUUAGGGAAGAGACCCAAGAUUCCUGCAUCCUGAGCUACUUGGCUGACUGUGAUUUUAACAUGCGUCUGAGGAGUGUAAGUCACAGCCUUACAGAGACAACUGAAGGAAGUUCAUUUAGUUCUGAAGAUCAGAAAGUGACAGAAAGCAGAAACAUGACUCCACCAUCAAAUGAAAGGAAGUUGCCAUUGGCUAUUCUGCAGAAUAAUUGUGCAGAAGGAGAGGAAGAGGAUAUUUCAAUAUGCCAGUCUCCUGGCCAUAGAACUUUAGAUAUCCUACAAGAAACACCCUAUGCUGAAACCUCUUUAACUAUUCCAUCAUGUCUGCUGGAACAAGACAAAGAUGGUGGUAAAACCAUCACUCGGGACUGGCACCAUCCUACAGUGCAACAAACAAAUAUUCUCUCUGUUGAACAAAGAGACUGGAAUGAUAACGAUGAUGAUGCCAAAACUACUGGAAAGACCAAGUCAAUUCAGAAAAUCCUACAGGAAGUGUUAAAAUUGCUGAAGUCACAAUGUCCAAGUCCUGUCCCACUGGAGGAAUUGGAAUACCAGGUCUUCUGUAUCCAGGACAAAUUAAAGCCCAAAAAGUAUCAUCCAAAACAUUCUUCCAUGGAGAGUUUGAUGGUAGAGACCGUGUUGGAAAGCUUUGACUUCCUUAAUGCCGACUGCAGUGCUGAUGAACUCUCCUCCUUUGGAAGUGUAAGGACCUGCAGCACCAGCAUCUACAAUGAUGCCACUCUUUCUUCUCUGUGCUGUGAGGCCCACAUGGAAAAGGAGUUAACCACAGGAAGUGAUGACCUGGAUAGACUUCUGGAAAUUCACCUGCAACUCUGCCGGGUCCUUCUGCAGAAACUCGUAAAGCCAAACUUAGCUCCAAUUGUCCAGGAGAACCUUUUGAAAGAAGCGUCACAACAGAAGCACGUCUUAGAAAUAAUUUCUGCUCUGGCUACUCCUGUGCCACGGAAAAUUACUUCUGUUGAAGAGAUUAUCCAAAAAGCCCAAAAGCCAAAACACUGCUUGAAGAUCUGGAGUGAGUGUACUGAACAGGGAAGCAUAUUAUUCUGUCCAGCAGAAAGAUUUUGGACUCCUUUGAAAUAUAUAUUGAUGUUCAAAACAAAAGAGAAAUAUCGACAUCAUCUAGAAAAAGUUUUGCAGGUAUUCUUGGAACAGAUAGUUGGAGGCAUUUUAUUAGGCAACUCGAGAGAUCUUCCAGCUGAAUCUGUGACGUUAUUCCAGUUUUACAGCUACCUGGAGAAACACCAUGUAAACAACUUGGAAAAAUAUUUGAUCCGAUUCGCUAAAGAAGUAAUAUUGACAGAGGACCUGCAACGUCCUGGGAGAAUGAAGAAAAUAAAGAAGCUAAAAGGGAAGCAGCUGAAUCAGCUGGAACCUCUGCCUCAGACCUUACGGCUCCUUGCGGUCCUGCAGCUUGAUGAGAAUCAUCGUAUAGGCAAAGCGGCCACAUUGUGCCUUUCUCGUGCAGCAACCAACAGGAAUUUCAGGGAAAAAGCUCUUCCUUUUUACACAGAUCUCUUAAGCAACGAUGAUGCGAAACUACAGCAAGCCGCUUGUCUAGCCCUCAAAAACCUCAGAGGCAUUGAAAGUCUAGAGCAAAUUGCCACAUUGUGCCAAUCAGAAACCGAGGAAGUGAGGACCACUGCCAGAGAAACAACACUUUCAUUUGGAGAAAAGGGAAGAUUGGCUUUUGAAAAAAUGGACAAAAUAUGCUGUGAUCUAAGAGAGGCUAUGUAUCAAGAAGCUGACAUUGAAAUUACAAUAUUCUGAACAAGAACUUCAAAGGAGGAACCAAGGGUUAGAUGCUACAGUA
Molecule: messenger RNA, 2931 nt
Organism: Protobothrops mucrosquamatus (brown spotted pit viper)
Lineage: Eukaryota; Metazoa; Chordata; Lepidosauria; Squamata; Viperidae
Gene: RIPOR3
Product: RIPOR family member 3
Exons: 21
Coding region: 6-2888 (960 amino acids)
Source: RefSeq, a predicted model, not a curated record